AUGAAGCCCCAAGGCCUAUCCGCGCUCGCCGCCCUCGUCGGCCUCUCCAACGCCGCCCUCCUCUGGGACGGCCGCUUCAACGACCUCACCUCAGCGACCGACCUCGACAAGUGGAGCUGGGCCAACCAGGUCGGCCCCUACCAGUGGUACAUCCACGGCAGCGGCGCCACGACCGAGUACGUCGACCUCUCCACCGCCCACAAGAACCCGGCCGACGCCGUCUCGACAAAGGGCGCCAAGAUCAGCCUCACCUCGACGUCCUUCUGGAACGGGCAGAACAUGCGGCGCACGGAGAUCAUCCCCCAGACGAAAGCGGCGAUCGGCAAGGGCAAGAAGUGGUACCACUUCAGCAUCUCGCGCGCGGCGACCAACGUCCCCUCGGCUCGCCGGGAGCACCAGAUCGCCUUCUUCGAGUCGCACUUCACCGAGCUCAAGUCGGGCGGAUCCGGGUUCGAGAGCACCAACCACCUGCGCUGGUACGCCAACGGGCAGUCGCUCUGGGAGACGGCGUGGGACGCGGGCGUGUGGCACAACAUUGCCUACGAGAUCGACUUUGACGGCGGGAGCGUCGGGCUCUGGCACUCCGAGGGCAGCAGCCCCCUGACGAGGGUCGUCGCGCCCGUGUCCGUGAGCGCGUCCAGCAACGGGCAGGACUGGCACGUCGGGGUUCUCGAGCUGCCGAACGGGGAUGCUGAUGCGAACGAGGACCUGUUCUUCUCUGGGGUGUACAUUGAGGAUGGUUCCAUUACCACGGCUAUUGGGGGGCCAACUGCUUAG
This is a messenger RNA of Clonostachys rhizophaga, 777 nucleotides long. The record is from the annotation of a GenBank genome assembly. NCBI's taxonomy places the organism in Eukaryota, Fungi, Ascomycota, Sordariomycetes, Hypocreales, Bionectriaceae.